Molecule: messenger RNA, 759 nt
Organism: Peronospora matthiolae
Lineage: Eukaryota; Oomycota; Peronosporomycetes; Peronosporales; Peronosporaceae
Source: the annotation of a GenBank genome assembly
AUGCCUCGCAUCGCAAGCAUUGUACUCAUGGCAGUAUCCGCCAUCGCUGCCUUGACUGCUCCCACUGUUUUAGGUUUUCAGCCUGGAAGCGGAGGACGCGUCAUGUGGGAAAACAAUUGCGAUUUCCAGGGACAAAACUACGCAUCGAUGAAGGCUAUUCCCGAUGUGUGUGGCGACGUGUGCGCCGGUGAUGCAGCUUGCACGCACUGGGCUUGGAGCCACUACAAUGGCGGCACUUGUUGGUUCAAGAGCGGCAAUCGUUCAUCCAAGAUAGCCAAGUGGGGCACGAACUGCGGUUACAUGGUGUCCCGCAGCUCGCAAGCACAAAAGCAAGAUCAAGCAGCGCCAAGUAGCGGUCUGUCCUCGGCUGAGAUGGGCGAAAUGCUCGGUCGAAUCAAUGCCUACCGAGCGCAGCAUGGUCUGCCAGCACUCAGCAUCGACUCUCGUUUAGUUUCGGCGGCUACUCUGCACUCACGGGACCAGGCCAACAACUGUAGAAUGACUCAUGCUGGUUCAAACGGCUCGAGACUCGGUGACCGCGUCAAAGCACAAGGAUACGAUUUUGAAACAGCCGCUGAGAACGUGGCGGGUGGUCAAAUGACCGUGGAGGAAGUUAUGACUUCGUGGUGGAACUCGCCGGGUCACCGCGCCAACCUUCUGGGCAAAGACGUGAAGAAUGUCGGAUUUGGAAAAGUCGUGAACGACCGAUGCGGCAACUUUGCAAACUACUGGACGCAGGACUUUGGCAGUCUUGAUUAA